Molecule: messenger RNA, 2011 nt
Organism: Ostrea edulis (European flat oyster)
Lineage: Eukaryota; Metazoa; Mollusca; Bivalvia; Ostreida; Ostreidae
Exons: 2
Coding region: 434-1276 (280 amino acids)
Source: RefSeq, a predicted model, not a curated record
UAUAACUUUACCCCGUUGGGGGCCUCAAGUUUGUUAGCCAAUCAAUGGCUUGAAUAGGCACGCGAUAGCUUGUGUUUUGCACACGUUAACCUUUUCAUAUACAUGGGAUUCAGUGAAUACAAAUUGUAAAGCGGAUCAAAGUUUUUUCAUUUUGUUCAAAUCGAAGGAUCCAAAUUUAAUUUCUAUAACAACAAGGAAAAUGUCAAAGACCCCUGCAAAACGUAAACGUCUUAGAGCAAGGGAAAACAAUGAUGUUCCUGGACCUUCUACAGAACCAGACCAUCAUCCGCUGUCCAGUGUGGUGCCAAUGAUUGACUAUGCGGAGCUGGCAAGACACAUUGUGUAACAACAAGCAAUCCAAGGACAGGCGGAACAACAGUUGGUUACCGAAAACAAUGUACAGGGGAGCCAGCCAGAAGCUGCAACACCCACAAUGACCUCAGCAACAGUGUCAGGUGGAACCCAUAGUGUGGGGGCUACCAAUGUCCUACCUGGACCACAGUCUGUCUCCCCCAUGGACACCCCCAACAUUUCUAAUGUGGGUUCGAUUUUAGAUGUAGUUUUCUCAGGUGAGUCAGUAAGGUCUCCACCAAUCAAGAUGUUAGAUGCGGUACCUUUAGGUGCUACGAUUUCGGUUAAAUUGAAAAAUAAGAUUUGGGCAAAUGAGUUUGUUGAUUUGCGCUCACUUCUUCCUGAUCAAUCUGAAGAACCACUCUCUAUCACCAUCAAAGCUGGUAAAAUUGAUGUGGAGCACACAUCUAAAAACAAAUCACCCCUCAGCAUUAAUCAGUGGACUGAUGCAUUUUUGAUUUUUUCCACUAUUUACAUACAGAAAAAUCCCCAGGAGGCUGGGAAUCUGCUCAAGUACUGUUUUUCAGUGAGGGAGAUGAGCCACAUAUACAUUGAUUCAGCCUGGAGGGGCUAUGAUGAGAGUUUUAGGCGGCUCAGAGAAUCUCACACACUGCCUUGGGAAAAUUCUGUCCCAGAAUUAAGACUCAAGGUAGCCUAUAUGGGGUUUAAGGUUUCUGGAAAACCAGCAAACCAGACUUAUGGGAAACAGAAUCCUUUUCGUCCCUUCUCGGGUAAAGUCUGCUUCGCAUUUAACAGAGGUCAGCAAUGCGCAUCAAACCCCUGUAAAUACGCUCACCUUUGUCAAGAGUGUACCGGCAAACACCCAAAAUCUAAAUGUUUUCAAAGGGAAAAGCAACAUUUCAAAGGAGGCAACAGGCAAAAACAAUCUGCCAACGCCUAUACACCCAACAAACCUGCAAAGUGAGCUCCAAGGAUACCCCAUUGAUAAAGUAGAAUUUUUUAUACAUGGGGUUACCCAUGGUUUUCGUUUAGGCUGCAUUGGCUCGCCAGACACGCAUGAACCUCAUAAUCAUAAAUCUGCAUUACAACACCCGGAAGUGAUAGAGGAAUAUAUUAAAAAAGGUUUAGACACUCAGAGAAUACAUGGUCCAUUUCCCUCUCCUCCUGUUACUAAUUUUAAAACCUCUCCCUUGGGGGUGGUCCCUAAGUCGGACCCUGGGAAAUUUCGGAUUAUCCAUGACCUUUCUUUUCCACAUGGUCAUUCUGUAAAUUCUCUUAUCCCCCAGAGGCCUCUGCAGUUACUUAUGACUCCAUUGAUACGAUUAUCUCACUUGUUCAAAAAUUCGGAAAACAUGCACUUAUGGCUAAGUCUGACAUUAAGGAUGCCUUUAGGAUCAUGCCUGUCAAUCCCUUAGAUUACCAUUUAUUAGGUUUUGUUUGGAAUUCUGCGUUCUAUUAUGAACGAUGUCUACCUAUGGGGGCAAGCAGUUUAUGUCAAAUAUUUGAACAAUUAAGCAAUGCCUUGCAGUGGAUUAUGUAUACCAAAUACAAUGCAUCUGGCAUCUCUCACAUUCUCGAUGACUUCUUCUUCAUAUCACAUGCAAAAUCUUCCAAGUGCAAAGAUGAUCUUACAAAUUUUUUGUACCUGUGCAAGAAAACAGGUAUCGAGUAUUUGCAGCAUUUUGAACGGCAAACGGAA